Molecule: messenger RNA, 1309 nt
Organism: Nestor notabilis (Kea)
Lineage: Eukaryota; Metazoa; Chordata; Aves; Psittaciformes; Psittacidae
Product: E3 ubiquitin-protein ligase XIAP-like
Exons: 5
Coding region: 29-1309 (426 amino acids)
Biological process (GO): regulation of cell cycle
Cellular component (GO): cytoplasm; spindle microtubule; nucleus
Source: RefSeq, a predicted model, not a curated record
CUGAAAGGAGAGCCCUACUAAUGAAGAGAUGACGUGUAAAGUCGCGGAUAACUCGGAAGCUUGUGCCACUCCAGACACUGACAGGGACCAGGAAUGGGCACAGGAACACUAUCGACUGGGAAGUUUUGUUGCAUUUCCUCUUGGCUGUCCGGUUUCGGCAUCAGCACUGGCACGAGCUGGCUUUGUUUAUACUGGAGAAGGUGACAAAGUGAAGUGCUUCAGUUGCCAUACAACUGUGGAAGGAUGGGCGCCUGGGGAUUCUGCACUUCAGAGACACAAAAAGCUUUCCCCAAAUUGCAAAUUUAUUACUGAAUCUACUUUUCUGGAAAAUAACAUACAUCCUCUCGCCCAGAACUGCCAGCACAGAACUGAAAAUGGUUCCAGCAAUUCAGCCCUCCUGUGUGCUCUGGAUGACGCAUCUGAUGUGGAGGCAGAUUACCUUUUGAGAACUAGGCAGGUUGUGGAUAUGUCAGAUAGCUUUUACCCUAAAAUCCCCGCUAUGUGCAGCGAAGAGAUACGAUUAAAGUCUUUCCACAACUGGCCCCUCAAUGGCCAGUUGACACCAAAGGAAUUGGCUAAUGCUGGAUUCUAUUAUACAGGUGUUGGUGAUCAAGUGGCGUGUUUUUGUUGUGGUGGAAAACUGAAAAACUGGGAACCCAGUGACGGAGCUUGGUCAGAACACCAGAGGCAUUUCCCCAAAUGCCUUUUUGUGUUGGGCCGGGAUGUUGGAAAUGUUCCAAGUGAAUCUGUGCCUGCUGAGCUUGGGAGAGGUAGUCUGAACAAUGCACAGUAUCCAAGGAAUCCAUCUAUGGCAAAAUAUGGAAGACGUUUACAAACAUUUUUAACUUGGAUAUAUCCUGUUGACAAGGAGCAGCUUGCUGAAGCUGGGUUCUAUAGCAUAGGUAAUGGUGAUCAUGUUCUGUGUUUCCACUGUGGUGGAGGGUUGCAGGAAUGGAAGGAAAAUGAAGACCCAUGGGAUCAGCAUGCCAAAUGGUUUCCUGGGUGCAGAUUUGUGAGAAAGGAAAAGGGGAUAGAAUUUAUAAAUAAUGUUCACUUAAGAGAUGGAUGUAGGGAUUCAACAACAGAAGCUGCUGAAGGGACAGUACUUCCUACAGAUCUCAGCACUGAAGAGAAGUUAAGACGCUUGCAGGAAGAAAAGCUCUGUAAAAUCUGUAUGGCUAAAGACAUAUCAGUCGUCCUCAUUCCCUGUGGCCACCUCGUUGCCUGUAAGGAGUGUGCUGAAGCACUUGACAAAUGCCCUCUGUGUCGUACAAAUAUAAUGAAAAAACAGGAAAUUUUUAUGUAUUAG